AUGUUAGCGGUUAAACCAGAUUCAGGAAGUAUAAGUAAUACAAGAAAACAUGUGCCGUGCCAUUGUAAUAUAUGUAAAUGUCGUAAAGUUGAUCCACGUACAAGAAAAUUACAUACAAAAGAAAAGGAAUUUGGAUCAAGAGAAUUUGUUGAAUCUUCCAGGAUAGCAUCACCUUCUGGAAUGACAGAAGAUAUUUUAAGCGAUCAUAUGAAUACAGACGUAGAUAUUGUAAAUGAUGAUCUUAUCAGCCAAGAAUUUAAUUUUCUUGUUAUGGGCCCAAAAUUAUCCGAUGAUCCUGCCAGUGAUCAAGAAUUUAAUUUUUUUAUUAUAAGCUCAAAAUCAUCUAAAGGAAAGCAAAAACAAUUAGGUGGUCAUAUUAGUUUCCUAACGGCUAGAUAUUGGCUAUCUGAUACUGCUACUAAUUCUCUUAUAAAGUUUAUGAGAUAUCUAUUGCUCUUGGUUGAUAGAAAUAUCUAUUCAGAAUUUCCAAAAUCUUUACAUAUAGUACGGAAAUUAUUUGGUAUCAGCGAUCACAUGAUUAAGUACGCAACUUGUAAAAAAUGCUGUAAAAUAUACGCGGUAAAAGAUUUGACAACCGAUAAACCAUACUAUUGUACAUUCAAGGACUUCCUGAAUCAUCCGAUGACUAAGUUGAGAUCCCCAUGCUCUUUUCAUAAUAGUAACCGACAUAUUGAGCCGAAAUUACUCAAGAUUGUUCAAAAUUAUUCACGUCUUGACGAGUUAUCAUUAUUUGUCAAUGAAAAUCAACACCUUUUAGAAUGUUUGCCUUAUAUUGCUCUUAAGGAAACAGUCAGUAGCCUCACAGCUAAUGAAGAUUUUGAUUUGAUGAAAUAUUCAGAAUUUUUAACAAUGUCAAAAAAUGUAAAGGAGAAAGUAGGAACAGGGUUGGAGCCUUUUUCAGGUGCACUUCUUAAACCAAUGAAGAGUGUGAAAUUGUCAUCAGAAAUAUUAGCAUUAUUGGUAGAAUAUUACAAUAAUGCCUGUAAUAAUUCUUUUGUGUCCUUAUCAGAUAUCUAUAAUUCAUUACCAGGAACAAUAGCAGUUUUCCCACAAAUUAAUCAAUUUGGUAGAUUAAGACUUGAAGCGGAAGAUGAUUGA
This is a messenger RNA of Funneliformis caledonium, 1119 nucleotides long. Lineage: Eukaryota; Fungi; Glomeromycota; Glomeromycetes; Glomerales; Glomeraceae. The record is from the annotation of a GenBank genome assembly.